UAGUCUGUAUUUCCUCUUGGGCUUUGGUAUAGAGUCAUCUUUUUGACUUUAAAAAUGGAAACGAUCUUGUUUCUUUGAAAUUGGCAGAGUUUCCUUGAUCUUCUUGAGCUUUUGUACCUUAUAAUAUAAGAAGACCUCCUUCUUACAAUAAAAUUUUCCGUAGAGGAACUCCUGCUUCUUUUCUCUUGUUCUUUCUAGGUUCUGUUCUUUCUCAAGAACCCUCUUUUCUAAAUAGUAAGGCAAAAUGCGUGCACCAUCUUUGCUUGCACAGUGCUUACCUGGCUUGGUUCCUCAGGACAAAACGAGUCAGAGCAUCUCCAGCGUUUCAGAGAGAGAUGCGCAUCUCCCGUCUCCUGCAGUUGAGAUUCUCCCUUCAAAGAUGGCACACCCUUAUAAAUAUGCUGGGGAAAAUGUAGAAGUGCAAGGUCUUCAUGUGUUCAAGGGAAGAGUUAGUGUUGCUGAUAUUAUAGGGUUCACUGGUUCUGAGAUGAUAUCCUCAAAGCCUGAUGGGUCUCUGAAAUCUUGGGACAACUCUAUUGAUCUUGUAAAUAUCCUUAAGCAUGAGAUUCGCGAUGGACAAUUGAGCUUUAGAGGCAAGAGGGUACUUGAGCUUGGUUGUAGCUAUGGGCUUCCAGGGAUUUUUGCUUGCCUGAAGGGAGCUAGUAUAGUGCACUUUCAGGACCUGAAUGCAGAAACCAUAAGGUGUACAACUAUACCAAAUGUCCUUGUUAAUCUCGAGCAAGCUCGGGACAGGCAGAGCCGACAGCCAGAGAGCCCUCUUACUCCUUCAAGAUAUACUCUGUCUCCAUCAGUGCACUUUUAUGCUGGGGACUGGGAAGAACUUCCGACAGUCUUAUCUACUGUAAGGAAUGAGGCCUUUGAAGUGGCAACAGGGAUGAGUCUGAGUUUCUCUGAGGAGGAUUUCAUGGAUGGAUGUAGUAGCCAAGAUGGUAGCAUCAUAGGACAGGAAACUUCCUCAAGGCGAUCCAGAAAGCUUUCAGGAAGCCGGGCAUGGGAAAGGGCCAGUGAGACAGAUCAUGGAGAAGGUGGAUAUGAUGUUAUUCUGAUGACAGAUAUCCCAUACUCAUUGACCUCUUUGAAGAAGCUAUAUGCUCUCAUUAAAAAGUGCUUGAGGCCGCCAUAUGGAGUAUUAUACUUCGCAACAAAGAGAAACUAUGUCGGUUUCAGUAAUGGAGUACGGCACCUGAAAGGUCUGGUUGAUGAAGAAGGCAUUUUUGGGGCGCAUUUAGUUAAGGAGAUGACUGAGAGAGAUAUUUGGAAGUUCUUUCUCAAGUGAAAAUGAAGUCAGAAGCACCCAAAAAGUACCUGCUAACUGAUCUCAAAUUAUCAGAUUCUCUUUGUUCCAAAUACUAUAUUUGUAAAUUACAGAUCACAAGUAUUCUUGAUUUUUUUUUUUUUUUUUGCUUUUCUUUGGUUUCAUAAUAAUGAAGUCAGAAUCUCAAGGUUAAGCCAGUAGGCAUCUAAUUUUGCUGCCAUACCUUGUGUAAUUUUUUUUUUCUUUUUUUCCUUUUUUUUUUUAAUUCUUUGUCAGAUUCUUUACAGUUUCAACUUGUAAAUCAAAAAGUUAAAAGUAAAUCUAAGGUUGAUAUAUUCA
This is a messenger RNA of Jatropha curcas, 1615 nucleotides long. Its product is annotated as S-adenosyl-L-methionine-dependent methyltransferases superfamily protein. Lineage: Eukaryota; Viridiplantae; Streptophyta; Magnoliopsida; Malpighiales; Euphorbiaceae. The record is from RefSeq and is a predicted model, not a curated record.